AAGAAAUCCAUGAAAUAAAUUCAUACAAAAAGCCCAUUAAAAUUAUUUAAAAUCUGUCACAUAAAAAGAGCCUAUUAAAAUCCUUUUAAAUCUAAAUCGACCACACCCCUAAAUCUGCCAAGCACUUAUUACAUGAUCCAUUUGCGUUCUUUUAAUUCGCAACGAGAGAAGACGGAGCGGGUGAUCAUUUCUUUCAGUCCUCAGGCGACAGUUCGAUUUCUUCACCUGAAAAGCAAAUACCGAGCUCGGAGGAAGAAGAAGAUACCGCCGAUCUUCUUCUGCAAAUUGUAAUUGCCGGAAAUGGAUGACUCAGGGAAUCCUCAAGACAUCGUUGUGCCACCAGUUGAAGGUGUUGCUGGAGGAGGGACGGCAUAUGGAUGGACUGAUGGUGGCUUACAAGUUCCAAGUCCACUCAAAGGAUCAAUCGACCCUACAGAGUUUCCGACUGCUGAUUUAGUGCAUGUGUGGUGCAUGCCAAGCACAGCAAAUGUUGGACCACAAGAAAUGCCAAGGAAUUUGGAGUCGAAUAGGAUGAAGCAUCCGAUCUUCUGCUCUAGAGGUACUGUACUCUUCUGGAUUCUAAGUUGGGUUUACUUGAAGGUUAAUCUUCUGGCUGGUAGAAAUGAAAAAGAAAGUAUUCAAAUUGCAAUGCGUCCAAAAGUUUCAUGGGGUGGUCCUGGAAAUGCAGGGGUUGUGCAGGUCCAGUGUAGUGACUUAUGCUCCACAUCUGGUGAUCGGUUGGUAGUUGGACAAUCAAUAAACAUGCGGCGUGUGGUUCCCAUAUUGGGUGUCCCAGAUGCUCUUGCACCUCUUGAUCUUCCAGUUAGUCAAAUAAGCCUAUUACCAGGAGAAACAACUGCAGUUUGGGUUUCCAUUGAUGUUCCUAGUGCACAACCCCCAGGACAGUAUGAGGGGGAGAUCAUCAUUACUGCUACAAAGGCAGAUUCGGAGGUUCCAGCACAUUGCUUGGGCAAAGCCGAGAAGCAUCAACUUUAUAGGGAUCUUCAAAGUUGUCUUGAAAUGUUGGACCCCAUUGAUGGGAAACCGGUGGAUGAAGUGGUAGAAGGGGUGAAAUCUGCUACAGCAUCUUUAAGAAGUGUUCUUCUUUCGCCACUAUUUUCUGAAUACUUAUCAUUAAAUGGGCCAGUUGAUAUGAUGGAGGAAGAUGCUAUUUCGAGCCUUUCAGUACGUGUGAAGAUUAAUAUGACAGUUUGGGACUUCAUUCUUCCUGUAACCCCAUCACUCCCUGCCGUUUUUGGCAUAUCUGAUACUGUAAUUGAAGAUCGUUUUGGUGUUGAACAUGGGACUGAUGAGUGGUAUGAGGCACUGGAUCAGCAUUUUAAGUGGCUUCUUCAAUACAAAAUCAGUCCAUACUUUUGCAGAUGGGGUGAUAGUAUGCGUGUCUUGACAUAUACCUGCCCUUGGCCAGCUGAUCAUCCAAAAUCAGAUGAAUACUUUUCGGAUCCACGGUUGGCAGCCUAUGCUUUGCCAUAUAGUCGAUCUGUCUCUGGUGGUAAUGCAACGAAGGAUUACAUGCAGAAACAGAUUGAUAUAUUAAGGACAAAGUCUCACUGGAAGAAAGCCUAUUUUUACUUGUGGGAUGAGCCACUGAAUUUGGAGCAAUACGAGUCCCUCCGCAGCAUAGCCAACGAGAUCCAUGCGUAUGCUCCUGAUGCUCGUGUUUUAACUACUUACUACUGUGGGCCAAGCGAUGCACCUCUUGCACCUACUGCGUUUGAGGCUUUUGUGAAAGUUCCAAAAUUCCUGCGCCCACACACUCAAAUUUAUUGUACAAGUGAAUGGGUGCUUGGGAAUCGAGAAGAUUUGGUCAAGGAUAUUGUUUCCGAAAUACAACCAGAAAAUGGCGAGGAAUGGUGGACUUAUGUGUGCAUGGGACCGUCUGACCCGCAUCCCAAUUGGCACCUUGGUAUGCGAGGUACACAACACCGUGCUGUAAUGUGGCGUGUAUGGAAAGAAGGUGGAACAGGUUUCUUAUAUUGGGGUGCCAAUUGCUAUGAGAAGGCAAAUGUUCCAAGCGCAGAGAUAAGAUUCAGGCGUGGCCUUCCCCCUGGAGAUGGAGUUUUGUUCUACCCUGGCCAGGUGUUCUCAUCAUCAAGUCAACCAGUUGCUUCGGUCAGACUUGAACGCAUUCUUAGUGGCUUGCAGGACAUUGAGUACCUCAGACUCUAUUCUUCAAGAUACGGUAGAGAGGAAGGACUGGCUCUCCUUGAAAAGACGGGUUUGUACCUGGGUCCUGAGCGUUACACGCACGAGCACAUGCCCAUUGAUGCAAUGCGGGGUGAGAUCUACAAUGCAUGCCGGUCGUGAGAAAAAACAGUCGGCACCAGGAUGUAAUCUUAAUGUUCAUCACGCACUUCCAGACUUGCAAACGAACAUCGUUUGCAGCGAGAUCGGAGCCUGCACAUCACGAUAGAUGUUUUUGUUUACCCCCGGGUAUUGCAUUUUCCAUAUUUUCAUAAUCUUUUGGAGUAAUGUACAGACAACUAGUAUACCUUUUUUUCGGAGUCAGAUUACUAAAAGUUACUGUAUA
Molecule: messenger RNA, 2551 nt
Organism: Pyrus x bretschneideri (Chinese white pear)
Lineage: Eukaryota; Viridiplantae; Streptophyta; Magnoliopsida; Rosales; Rosaceae
Exons: 16
Coding region: 301-2328 (675 amino acids)
Source: RefSeq, a predicted model, not a curated record